This is a messenger RNA of Eruca vesicaria subsp. sativa (arugula), 1203 nucleotides long. The record is from the annotation of a GenBank genome assembly. Lineage: Eukaryota; Viridiplantae; Streptophyta; Magnoliopsida; Brassicales; Brassicaceae.
AUGAAGAAGCUUAAAGAGCCGAAGUUAAUGACCUCCUACACAAGAAACCUCCUUCUUCUCCCUCCGGGUCCAAAAUCUUGGCCUCUAAUCGGAAACCUACCGGAGAUACUAUGGAGGAAAAAACCGGUGUUCAGGUGGAUACACGCCAUCAUGGAAGAACUAAAUACCGAUAUUGCAUGUAUCCGUCUCGCCAAUACUCACGUGAUUCCCGUGACAUCCCCGAGGAUUGCACGAGAGAUUCUGAAGAAGCAAGACUCUAUCUUCGCCACAAGACCGUUAACUAUGGGCACGGAGUACUGCAGCCGCGGGUACUUAACCAUUGCAGUGGAACCACACGGUGAGCAGUGGAAGAAGAUGAGGAGAGUGGUGGCAUCUCACGUGACGAGCCAGAAGAGCUUUAAAUGGACUCUUGAGAAAAUAACCGAGGAGGCUGAUAACCUUGUCCGUUACAUCAAUAACCUAUGUGUCAAAAACCAAGGUAACGGUUUUGAGGUUAUUGAUUUAAGGCUAGUGGUGCGGCAAUACAGUGGUAACGUAGCUCGGAAGAUGAUGUUUGGUGUAAGGCAUUUUGGUAAAGGAAGUGAAGAUGGAUUUGGACCAGGGUUCGAAGAGGUUGAACAUGUUGAUUCUUUGUUUACUGUCCUAACCCAUAUUUACGCAUUUGCAUUGUCGGACUAUGUCCCGUGGCUACGGUUUUUGGACUUGGAAGGCGAUGAGAAGGUCGUGAGUGGCGCAAUGAGGAUUAUAAGUAAGUAUAACGAUUCUUUUGUCGAUCAAAGACUCAAGCAAUGGCGUGAUGGGAAGAUGAAAGAGCCUAAAGAUUUUCUUGACAUGUUGAUAUUGGCCAAAGACACCAACGGGAAGCCUGCUCUUUCGGACGAAGAGAUCAAAGCACAAGUGACGGAACUAAUGUUGGCAACGGUGAAUAAUCCGUCAAAUGCGGCGGAGUGGGCUAUGGCGGAGAUGAUUAACCAGCCGAGCAUCAUGCAAAAAGCUGUGGAGGAGAUCGAUCGAGUAGUUGGAAAAGACCGUCUUGUCCUUGAAUCCGACAUCUCAAAUCUCAACUACGUCAAGGCUUGUGUGAAAGAGCGUUCCGGUUACACCCUGUCAUGCCGUUCAACCUCCCUCACAUGUCCACCGCAGAUACAGUGGUGGACGGUUACUUCAUUCCCAAAGGAAGCCACGUUCUGCUCAGUCGUUUAG